This is a messenger RNA of Diaporthe amygdali, 1008 nucleotides long. RefSeq lists its product as uncharacterized. The transcript is spliced from 2 exons. The coding region runs from base 1 to 1008 and encodes 335 amino acids. The record is from RefSeq and is a predicted model, not a curated record. Lineage: Eukaryota; Fungi; Ascomycota; Sordariomycetes; Diaporthales; Diaporthaceae.
AUGGCUAAGGCUUCCUGCUCCCCGCUGAUGGGCUGGAACAAGUCGCUGGCAAUCGGUCUACUCAUCAUCAUAUGGGUUUUCUGGAGUGUGAGCUCACUCGGGCCCGGCGCAGCCGACGAUGUCAUCUCCCGGCUCCCUUCUUUUCCUACUGGUGGUGCCUCACCACCAUCAUCGGAUGCGAGUAUACGACCGCUCGUCUUGUACACAUAUGCCGAGUCAGACAAUGCACGGGAGAACCUGGCCUUUUUUGUCAAGAACGGGCUGCACGGGAAUGCCGAUUUCGUCUUCAUCUUUAACGGCGAGACGAGUGCCGUCGACCUGCUGCCAAAGGCGCCCAAUGUCCGCAUAAUCCAGCGAGACAACAAGUGCUUCGAUAUUGGCGCCAUGGGCGAGGUGCUGCGCCAGGACGAUCUGUGGAAGAAGUAUAAGCGGUUCAUCACCAUGAACGCGAGCAUCCGGGGGCCCUUCUUCCCGGUGCAUUCCCCAGGCUGCUGGACCGACACGUUCCUCAACCGGAUCACAGACAAGGUUAAGCUCGUGGGCACGUCUCUCAACUGCCACCCCCGGGUGCACCUACAGUCGAUGCUCCUCGUGACCGACGACGUGGGCAUGUCCAUCCUCCUCGACCCAGAGCUCGCACUGAGCGCGUCCGUGGACGACUUCUACGGCACCUCGAAGGAUCCCGUCGGCUUCUCGCCCUGCUUCAGCACCCUGCACAAAGCAGUCCACGCCGAGAUCGGUAUCACGUCGCUCAUCCAGUCCCAGGGCUACGAGGUCGAUGUCGUCAUGACCGCGCCCCAUUCGGCCGAGAGCUUCGACGCCUUCUGCGCCAAGGUGGGCAGGCCCGACGACUUCCUGUACAAGGACCACUACCUCGGCACCAACGUGCACCCGUACGAGACGGUCUUCAUGAAGGCGAACCGCGAGAUCGACCCCAUGUUGCUGCAGAGGCUUACCGAGUGGCACUUGGCCGGGAAUAUGUCGAGCUGGGAGACCUGUGGGCGAUGA